AUGCUAACCAGUCAAUAUAUUGUUCAUAUCAUACUGCUAACCAGUCAAUAUGUUGUUCAUACCAUACUGCUAAUUAGUCAAUAUACUAUUCAUACCAUACUGCUAACCGGUCAAUAUGCUGUUCAUACCAUACUGCUAAUCAGUCAAUAUGCUGUUCAUACCAUACUGCUAAUCAGUCAAUAUGCUGUUCAUACCAUACUGCUUACCAGUCAACAUGUUGUUCAUAUCAUACUGCUAACCAGUCAAUAUGUUGUUCAUACCAUACUGCUAAUUAGUCAAUAUACUAUUCAUACCAUACUGCUAACCGGUCAAUAUGCUGUUCAUACCAUACUGCUAAUCAGUCAAUAUGCUGUUUAUACCAUACUGCUAAUCAGUCAAUAUGCUGUUCAUACCAUACUGCUUACCAGUCAACAUGUUGUUCAUAUCAUACUGCUUACCAGUCAAUAUGUUAUUCAUACUAUACUGCUAACCAGUCAAUAUGUUAUUCAUACCAUAAUGCUAACCAGUCAAUAUGUUGUUCAUAUCAUACUGCAAACCAGUCAAUAUGUUGUUCAUAUCAUAGUGCUAACCAGUCAAUAUGUUGUUCAUAUCAUACUGCUAACCAGUCAAUAUAUUGUUCAUAUCAUACUGCUAACCAGUCAAUAUAUUGUUCAUAUCAUACUGCUAACCAGUCAAUGUGUCCUUUUUGUCCAGGAAGUCAACUUUAUAUCUCACUAUCAUCAAUGUAUCUUUCUAUUGUAG
Messenger RNA from Lottia gigantea (owl limpet), 741 nucleotides. RefSeq lists its product as hypothetical. The record is from RefSeq and is a predicted model, not a curated record. NCBI's taxonomy places the organism in Eukaryota, Metazoa, Mollusca, Gastropoda, Lottiidae. Bases 1 to 741 code for a protein of 246 amino acids. The transcript has a single exon.